AUGCAGGACUUAGAGCGCCGGCUAGCAGAAAGAGAGCGCGACCAACGCUCCCCAGAACGGAGUCCCACCCGUUCCCGCUCGAGGAGCCGCUCGAGGCGCACGCCGAGCCCCCAGUACGAGUCAGAGAGCACUGGGGGGCGAGUACGCCCCAGGAAGAGAAGUCGCGACCCCAUCAUCUACGCCCGACACGAAAGGCGGCGCGCGUCGAACAGGGGCGACGAGGAAGCCCACCGCGAGAACAAUGAGUCGAGAAGAACUGCCCGAGGACCCGUCAUAAUAGGAGCGACCCCUUUCCACCACUCUGAUGCCCUCGAGCAAGCUAUCAGGGAAGGCAAACUCGCUGACUUCUCCCACCUUAUAAGGGAACCAAGGAGACGCAACCGGGACAACGACAACGAAGACAGAUCCCGACCAACAAGACGACGACAGGAACCAGAGGGUGACGACCACGGUCUCACGGUGGUAAAUGUGGUGACGGCCAGGAAUACCGCCCCGAGGUUGAAAUCGGCGCAGAAGAAAGAUGCCAAGGUCCUAGCGGUCUCCACCCCACCUGUUAGAAGUCUUAAGGGUCUCCCACCUAUCUCUUUCGGCCCGGAGGACCAAUGGGAUAGACCCCCAGCUCAUGUCGCAUCACCUGGCCGUAAAGGCAAGAGCCAAACCAGUGGCCCAGAGAAGGAGGAAAAUGUCGCAGGAAAGGGCGGACGAGGUAGCCAAGCAAACGGCCAGCCUCUUAGAAGCGGGAUUCAUCCGGGAAUUGGAUUACUCGACUUGGUUGUCGAAUGUGGUUCUGGUUAA
Molecule: messenger RNA, 795 nt
Organism: Arachis ipaensis
Lineage: Eukaryota; Viridiplantae; Streptophyta; Magnoliopsida; Fabales; Fabaceae
Source: RefSeq, a predicted model, not a curated record